Lepisosteus oculatus (spotted gar) is the source of this 6068-nucleotide messenger RNA. RefSeq names its product cell migration inducing hyaluronidase 2 (gene cemip2). NCBI's taxonomy places the organism in Eukaryota, Metazoa, Chordata, Actinopteri, Semionotiformes, Lepisosteidae. The record is from RefSeq and is a predicted model, not a curated record.
UGUCAAUCUCCAAUGCAAAUCUCAUGUCUCACUUCCUUUUCAAUCUGGUUCUGGGAUGGGGGUUGGUGAAGUUUUGUCUUAAAGGAAAAACAUCAUGUAAAAACUUCAAAACAAUCGAAAAGAGCAAACCUUUUUGUCAUUCAUCUAGCUCCAUGUGGUGGGAACUAAACUGAGGCCAAACAAAGAGCGAAUGGCAAGGAAAGUUUCAAAUUAGCUUUUAAACGGCAGCUGAUACCAUGCAGGUGACAGACGGUCCCAGACACUCCCCUGUGUUUCUGCCGCCGCUCAAUGGGAACAGCCACAGGUCACCGGGGUAUGUGCCUGGGAGAAUUGCCCCAGUCCGAUCCCCACCUCCACCAAAGAUCUGCCCCUCUCUGAAGUCCCCGGACCCCCAGGAGAACCACACCAGCUUCACAUUCACCAUCGAGGAGCAGAGGAGAGGAAGAGCAGGCGAGAGGAAGAGGAGGAAAUACACUUUGAUCUGUUUCGCCAUUUCUGUGUUUGCAUUCUUCAUUGCACUAAUUCUUAUACUCAGCUUGACAACGAGAGAUGUUAUAGAUGAAAACUGCCCACACCACAACCCCUCCCUUAGCAACUGGAAUCCAGGACAUGAUCCAAAGAGAGAUGUAAUUAUCAGGAAAGGAGACUUGCUUCGCUUGGAGUCAUCAGCUGCACUCCGCUCUUUAAUCAUUAAGGAAGGAGGUUUGCUGGUGUUUGCUGACAACGCAGAGGGCUCCAGGAACAUCUCUUUAAGAGCUCGACAUGUCCUCAUCGAGGCUGGCGGUGCCUUACAUAUCGGCGCUCCCGAAUGCCGCUACAAAUCCAAAGCCACCAUCACCUUGUUGGGCAGAUCGGAAGAAGGCGAGGGAGUUCCAGGCUUUGGGAGGAAGUUCAUUGGAGUGAAAGCUGGCGGGACGCUGGAGCUACAUGGCCUGCAGAAGCUCUCCUGGACACUGCUGUCUCAAACACUGCCAUCUUCUGGCCUGACUGCUGGGGUGUACGCCUUCGAGAAGAACUUCAGCCGCGGCAUCAAUUUCCGAGUGAUAGACCAAGACACGGCGGAGGUCUUAAUCAAGCAGAGGUUCGAUACUCACGAGUCCAGAAAUGACAGCAGAUCCCUCCACGAGCUCCUGAAAUCCCUCCCUCCUGGGCGUAUUGUGGCCUUAGCUGUGGGCGACUCGGCUGUUAAGAGCUUGCUGGAGGAAACCAAGCAAACGAUACAGGAUUUACUGGGAAGCUCUUUUGUCAGUGAUUUGAAAUACAGGCAGGCCUGGGCUCUGGUCGGAGUGGUCGGCGGCGGCAACGCCUCCUGCAGCGAGGACGUGCGGGAACACGAGAACCACGAUACCGGGGGGCGAGCUGUGGCCCGCAGGGAGUUUCUCACAGUGGACGGAGUCAGGUUCUCCGUCACUGCCUACAGCGAGUGGAAAAAUGGCUAUCCGAUUUCCGGUUUCCAAGUGGAUGUUGUGGAUGGAGUAGUAUUGCACCUAAACGACGACGUUCAGAGCUGGGGUCCAGGUGACCGGAUCGUCAUUGCCAGCACUGACUAUUCCAUGCACCAAGCUGAAGAGUUUACCCUCUUGCCCUGUCCAGAGUGCAGCAAGAAGCAGGUCAAAAUACAGGGAAAGCCUCAGUUCCUGCAUGUAGGUGAGAUCAUUGAUGGGAUUGAUAUGAGAGCGGAAGUUGGUCUCCUCACCAGGAACAUCCUUAUCCAGGGGCAGAUGGAAAAUUCCUGCUAUGGAAACAACCUGUGCCAGUUCUUCAGCUAUGAUUCCUACGGAGGACACAUCAAGAUUUUAGGGAAUUUCACGUCUGUGCAUUUGUCUCACAUCGAGCUGAAGAACAUGGGCCAGCAGGUGAUGGGCAGCUACCCAGUGCACUUUCACCUGUGUGGAGAUGUGGAUGAGAAGGGGGGAUACAGUCCCCCAACGUACAUCGAGGGUCUUUCGAUCCACCACUCGUUUUCCCGCUGUGUUACCAUCCACGCCACCAACGGCCUGUUGAUAAAGGACACUGUAGCCUAUGACACGCUGGGACACUGUUUUUUCCUGGAGGAUGGAAUUGAACAAAGGAACACCCUGUACCAUAACCUAGGACUGGUGACAAAGCCCGGCACACUCCUGCCCACAGACAGGAACGACACCAUGUGCACUUCCAUUAGAAGCAAAGUGUAUGGAAACUAUACCCCUGUGCCAGCAACCGACUGCAAGGCAGUUGCUACUUUCUGGGUGGCUAAUCCCAACAAUCACUUGAUCAGCAAUGCUGCUGCAGGCUCCCAGGACGCUGGGAUCUGGUAUGUGUUUCACAGCAUGUCGACAGGAGACACACAUGGACUGGUUCCAGAAACUAAGGCAGAGCUGACUCCAUUGGGGAUAUUCUAUAACAACCGAGUGCAUUCCAAUUUCAAGGCAGGUCUUUUCAUUGACAAGGGAGUGAAAACCACAAAUGCAAGCGCCGCGGACCCCAGAGAGUAUCUUUGCUUGGACAACAGUGCCAGGUUCCGUCCGCACGAGGGCAGAGAUCCAAAGAAGCCACGUGUUGCUGCUGUCAUUGACCGUCUAAUAUCUUUCAAGAACAACGACCUGGGAGCGUGGAUCAGAGGAGGGGACAUUGUUGUUCAAAACUCAGGUUUUGCUGAUAAUGGUAUUGGACUAUCAUUUGCAAGUGAUGGAAGCUUCCCUAAAGAUGAAGGGUCCAGUCAGGAAGUAUCGGAAUCCCUAUUUGUUGGUGAAAGCAAAAACUAUGGUUUCAAUGGUGGGCAAAACAAGUACUGGGGAGCAGGAGGGAGUGAAAACAGAAACAGAACUCUGCCAAGGAACAGAACCUUCCCAAUUCGAGGGUUUCAGAUCUACGACGGUCCGGUUCGCCUCAGCAAGAGUACCUUUAAGAGCUAUGUCCCUACUGCUGACAGAUUCACAAGUUCAGUCGGCUUCUUUCUGAAGAACCCUUGGCAGCUAACACCUAAGAACAACAUCUCAUCUGUCAGGUUUGAAGACAGUGUGUCCUUAAAGGUUUUCUUUGGGAAACCGGGUCCUUGGUUUGAAGAAAACGAACUGGAUGGAGACAAGAACUCAAUAUUCCAUGAUGUGGAUGGAUCUGUAACGGGAUAUCCAGAUACUUACGUGGGCAGAAUGGACAACUCUCUGAUUCGACAUCCAGAGUGCAUUAACAUCACUCAGUGGAAUGGAGUAAUAUGCAGUGGCAGAUAUUCCCAGGUCUUCAUUCAGACAUGGGGCUCUCAGAAUUUAAGCAUGUCCAUGUCCAGGGAUGAGUACCCCAACAAUUCUAUGGUGCUGAAGGGAAUCAACAGCCAGCGAGCUGCCUUCCAGCAGUACCAGCCAGUGGUCAUGAUCGGCAAGAGCUACACCGUUCACUGGAAUGGCAAGGCGCCCAGAGACACAGUGCUGUAUCUCAUUAAUUUUGACAAAGGUGACUGGAUUCAGGUUGGCCUUUGCUACCCUACAGACACUACAUUUCAAAUUGUGUCCGACAUCAACGACAGGCAGAACAACACCUUUGACAAUAUAGAGGACUAUGGACCUGUCAGUUCCCUGGAGGAGUUACAGAAAAGACAAUUGGACAGGAAGUACUUUUUUGACAAGAGCACUGGGCUUUUGUGGUUGUUCCUGUAUGCCAGACACAGCAGAGACGGUCACAGUUACUGCUCCCGCGUGGGCUGUGAGCGACUGAAGAUCAUCGCCACGACAACCUCGAAAGAGAUCAGCAACUGCAUGGCAAAAGCUUACUCAAAUAAUCCGAAACCCCCAAAGGCUCUUAUUCCAAUGCCACCACCUACCACAACACCGUGCAAAAACUGUGGAGCUUCUAUGUUGGUCUUCACAAGUGAUCCUCACAAAAUCUACCUCCAGGCUCAGAUUAAGUCCAUCAGCAGUGAAGAGCUACAAAACGGCAAUGAAGAAUCUUUCAUCACCGUAAAUGCUGAAAAGUUCCCCUUCACAGAGUCUGGAUUUUUUCUGGUUACUGUGGAUGCUUGCACUGGCCGAGUGACAAAGAAAUCAGUGUUCCCCGAGCUGGAAUCUAAAAUGGAACAGUAUUUGAAGACUGGAAUUCCUGAGAGGUCAGUUGUUCUUCUUGGAACUCGAGCAGUGCAGAAGGGGCUUGGCAGCAUUGCUCGGUAUUUUGUCACACUGGGAACAGCCAAAGAGGCAGAUCUGAAAAAUAAAGAAAGCUUGGCCUUCUUUGGGUUCCGGGGACCAGUCAGAACCUCUUGGGCUCAGCUUUUUACGGGUCUGAAAGGAGAGAAGCUGGGGCUACUGGAGAAAUACAUUCCCCUCCAGCUGGAGGACUACUCCUGCGCCAAAACUGACUCGCCCAGAAGGAAAGACUUGGAACUUCUGAAGAGAGCUUUAAGCAAAAACUAAACUCCAAAUGUGAAUAGAAUGAAUGUGAACUUGCUAAGUUAUUUUAUUUAUAAUAUUUCAAGGACCGUGCGUUUAACUAUUUGUUUACGGUGUUCAAAGGUUAUCGAGUUUUAUGUUGCAAACUAGAGAUCUCAGAAGCAAUGUGUUGCACUUUCUUCAAGACUGAAUCAAUAUCCCACACACCUUUCACCGUUCAAGUGGAAAUAUGCACAGGAGGGAGAAAUCCUGUUAAAAACUAUAGCCAAAAAUACAACUUCAUUUAACUUGGCUUCUUCCCAGUAUGAAAACAGAAAUCAGGAUAAGUAUUAUACAGUUUAAUACAUUUAUUUUUGUCCUUAAUAUGUCAGGGAAAAAAUUAAAGGGGAAACUUUUGCCACAAGAUUACCAUUUUUUGCUCUGGGUGCUUGCAACAGGUUUUCUGCUCAUAAAAGUAAUGUGUUUAGUCUCUUGCCAGUUUAAUCUCAAUUGUUGCUUGUUUGCAUAUGGGAUUUUGAAGCAUAGUAUUCAGAAUUGUGCAAUUUGUAAAUUUUACUAUGUACUAUAAGUAUACAGCAUAGCAGUGUAGAUUCUAAAUCUUAGAGUGUACAGUAUACUGUUAUUCAGUUUACUAUAUGUACUCUGGGAAUAUUUGAUUCAUCUUCAUAUUUUCAAAAAAUGUUUUUCUGUGUGGCAAUCUGCAGUAAAUAUUAUUUUGUGAUUCUAAGCAAUGGAUAAGCUUAGGAUGGAUAUGGAUAAAAAACUUUUAGAAAACUUUCCUAUAGGUUAUCAUGCUGACAUAAAUUAAGGACAGGUCAAUACCAAAGUCAUUGUUGCCCAUAGCAUUCUAGUUUUAUAUCUAAAAAUUGUCUUGUAAAUGUUCCUCAUGCUUGGAUUGGCUUUUAAAUGUGGGAGCAGGACUCCUUGUUCUGCAGUUUAUAGAGAUUGUAUUUUCAGAAAGAGUAAAUGUAAUAUUUAUCUACAUUACUUUAUAAUAGCAACAAUUACACCAGCUGCUAUUACACAUGUUGCUAUUACUAAGUUUACUAGAUAAAAUAUAAGAACUUGAAAAAUUGUUUUUUUAUAAAAAUUACGUUUUGAAUUUUGUGGAUGUCUUAGUUAAUGGUAAGUUACUUAUACUCUAGUGCAAAAAGUAAUGUAAAAGAAGAUUUAUGCAGUAAUUAGCGGUCUUUAACUGGAAGAAUUUUUAACCACUGUACUUUGUUUUUUUUUUAAACUUUUAAAGAGGCACACUGCCAUGAAUUCAUGGGCUGUAUUUUAAUAGAUGUUUUAAGCAACAACAAAUAAUACCACAGGUUUUUGUGUGGGCUUUACCAUUUUAUGGGUAGCGUUACUUCUUAAGAAUUGUAUCUCAUUUAAAGAUGCAUUUUAAUUUGCAAAGUUUAUGAAAGGGUGAUUUUCAUGUUUAAUUAUACCUGCUUUAAAUUUCAACAUGUACAGUAAACACUGAGGCAAAGAAAGAAAGUAGUAUUAUUAAUAUUUCAAUCUGUGUCCUGACUUUCAUUUCAGUAGUUAAUGUUGAAUUGCCCUUGGUUGUGGAAUGUGAAGGAGACACAUAUCAUGUUUUAUAUUUCCUGUGGUGCCUGACAUUUAUUCUGUUAUUAGGGUAUUUGGAAGGAUGUUAACUAAAAAAAACAAAUGUAAAUAUUUAUAGUUUGUAAUAAAGGAACACUAUAUUUCCUGAGCUCA